This is a messenger RNA of Boleophthalmus pectinirostris (great blue-spotted mudskipper), 2342 nucleotides long. RefSeq names its product chromosome unknown C5orf22 homolog (gene cunh5orf22). NCBI's taxonomy places the organism in Eukaryota, Metazoa, Chordata, Actinopteri, Gobiiformes, Gobiidae. The record is from RefSeq and is a predicted model, not a curated record. The coding region runs from base 136 to 1437 and encodes 433 amino acids. The transcript has 10 exons.
UCUCCGGCGCACGGCAAGCAGCAGGUUAUCUUUAGCUUUUCUGUUCCAUGGCGCCUCAUUAUUAUUUGAUAUUUUCGCACAGUUUGGUCCAGAAAUGCCUUUAAUCGAUUCUUAAGGUUGAGUUAUAAAGUGAAUAUGAGCUCCGUGCCACUGAAGAGGAGAUACAAGAAUCUGCCAGUGUGGAUUGUAGAGGACCACCACGAUGUGGUGCAACACAUUUACCGCUCCAUCGCCUCCCGACACCUGCCUCUGAGCGGGAUACCCAUGGUUCACCUGGACUCCCAUCCAGACCUGCUCAUCCCAGUCAACAUGGCUGCCGACACAGUGUUUGACAAGGACAAACUCCUCAGUGAGUUGAGCAUUGAGAACUGGAUCAUGCCCAUGGUGUACGCGGGGCACGUGUCCUCUGUGGCCUGGUUACACCCGUACUGGGCCCAGCAGAUCUCAGAGGGACACCACCAGCUGCAUGUGGGACGAGACAGGUCCACCACCACCAUCAGGGUGACGAGUGCAGAGAACUACUUCCUGAGUGACGGCCUGUAUGUGGCUGAGGAGCAGCUGGAGAACAGUAAACCUCUGAGGCUCAGCGUAGUCAGAGUGCAGCCAGUGGAGUCCGGGCACCUGCCACUGACAGUAAAGCCUGGAGUGCCCACAGUGAAGAGAGCACGAUCAGAGAGUAGCAGUGAACCUGGGUCCAGCUCCUGCAGUGACACACCAAAGCCACCAGAGGACACUCCAAACCCCCCUGCACAGAGCACACAGGGCAGAGGAGAGGGGGAGGGCGCCCCAGAGUAUGUAGUGAACAAUGUGCUCCCUCUACUGGACCAGACUCAGCCCUACAUCCUGGACAUAGACCUGGACUUCUUCUCCUGCAAGAACCCCUUCAGAGAGCUCUACAGUCAGGAGGAGUAUGCCAUCCUUCAAGAGUUGUACAGUUUCAGAGCACCAAAGCCUGGAGCUGAUCAGGAGGAGCUAGAGGAGUGUGUGGAGAACCGGGUGCGACAGCUGGAGGACCUGGAGGCAGCGUUUGCAGAUCUGCUGGAAGACGAUGGAGAGGAGACGGUCACUCGAUGGAGCAGGAACCCAGGGAUGGCAUCUUUAGCGGCUCUGGUUUCAAGUCUAAAGUCAAAAAACCCCAGUCCAGACUAUGAAAUGGUGCACCAGGCCGGGCUGACCUGUGACACCGUGGAGCUGCCUCACCACAUCAGCAGUGAGGAGGAGAUCCAGAGUCUGCUCCGAGCGCUCACACUGCUCCUCAAACACCUGCCCAAGCCCACCAUCGUCACCAUGUCCAGGUCCAGUCUGGAUGAGUACUGCCCUCUGGAGCAGGUGGAGUCAUUGCAGGCCAACGUUCUGGAGGUUCUGGAGGAGAUCUUUGGACCACUGGAAAUCCACAAGGACUAUGAGACCCAGACAGAGCAGAGCCCAGCCUGCUGACCACUACAUCCAUGAGCUGUGUGAGAGAGAAAGUCCUGACCACACCUCAACACUGUGAAGAACCCUCCGAUACUCACACACCGAGCAGUGUGUGUGAAAUCUAAAGCAGCUGCAACAAAGCAAUGCAUUUAGAUCAAAAACAGGACAAUAUCUGAAGUUCUGAAGGUUCUGAAGUAUCAAAGUAUCAAAAAUUAUUUUGAGUUAGAAAUAACUAAAAUAAUAUUUUGUCUUAAAAGUGUGUUUUUAUUGUCAUUGUGGUAUAGAGUAUUUGUUCAUAUAGUGCAAUUAAUAAUUCUUUCAAUUUAGAGAGUGAUUAAUGUUUCCAUUAGUCGACUUGUCAAACUGUUAUUUUUUUGUACACUCAGAUUUAAAAAAAAAUAUUACUACGGUCCUGAGCUUUGGGUAAUGACCGAAAGGACAACAUCGCCGAUACAAGCAGUCGAAAUGAGUUUCCUCCGCAGGGAGUCUGGGCACUCCCUUAGAGACAGGGUGAGGAGCUUAGUCACACGGGAGGAGCUCGGAGCACAGCCGCUGCUCCUCCACGUUGAGAGGAGCCAGCUGAGGUGGUUCGGGAUGUCUUAGAUCUGAUUUACAUAGUUUUCGGCACAGUCUUACUUCCAGGAGAGGAAGGACAACAGCGCCCUCUGCAAUCCGACUUCUUCAGAACAGUAUCCCAAGUGUGGGAAAGCAAGAACACCCCCUCGUCUCGAUCGGUUUAGUGUAUUAUGGACAUGUUUACAGAUUUCUGUUGCCUCUUUUAUCCAGUGAUGAUAUUUAUUGUCUUCUGUCCUAGUAACUUUGGCUCCUUCCCAGUCCAUAAUGUGAUUAUCCCUUUUGCAGUGGUCUGAGAUGACAGACUUCAGAUGUUUUUUUCUGCUUUUCAAUAAAAAGGCAACACAUUUUUA